GCAGGUCUUCUGGCUUCCGGCUCCGCAGCCGGGCGCAUUUAUCCCCAUUAAGCCGAGUAGGACCGUGAAAGACUGUCGGCUCGCGGGAAACUCCGCCCUAGAGUCGCCGAGGAGUGGCAUACUGAGCCCCGGCCUCCCUUCGCCGUCCAGCCAUGGCUGCACGCCUGCUCCGCAGCUCCCUGCGCAUGUGGGGUGGCCGGUGUGCCCUGCGUUCACCGCCGGCCGCGAGAUUUUCUCAUUCCGGAGAGGAGAAACGUCUAGAAACUCCUUCUGCUGAAAAAUUAACAGAUAUAGGAACUCGAAGAAUCUUUUCUUCAGAACAUGACAUUUUCCGGGAAAGUGUAAGGAAGUUUUUUCAAGAAGAAGUGAUUCCUCACCACGCAGAAUGGGAGAAAGCUGGAGAAGUGAGCAGGGAGCUUUGGGAAAAAGCUGGCAAACAAGGACUUCUCGGUGUCAAUAUUGCAAAGCAUCAUGGUGGUAUUGGUGGAGACUUGUAUUCAGCAGCUAUAAUGUGGGAAGAACAAGCAUAUUCAAAUUGUACAGGCCCAGGUUUUAGUCUUCAUUCAGAUAUUGUCAUGCCCUAUAUUGUAAACUAUGGCUCUGAAGAACAGAUUAAGCACUUCAUCCCCCAGAUGACUGCUGGGAAAUGUAUUGGCGCCCUAGCAAUGACAGAGCCUGGGGCUGGAAGUGAUUUGCAAGGAAUAAGAACAAAUGCCAAAAGGGAUGGGAGUGACUGGAUUCUCAAUGGAAGCAAGGUAUUCAUCAGUAAUGGGCAGCUAAGUGACAUUGUGAUCGUAGUGGCAAUCACAAAUCGUGAAGCUCACUCUCCUGCCCAUGGCAUUAGCCUUUUUCUGGUGGAAAAUGGAAUGAAAGGAUUUAUCAAGGGACGAAAGCUACAUAAAAUGGGACUAAAAGCCCAGGAUACUGCAGAAUUAUUCUUUGAAGAUGUACGGUUACCAGCUAGUGCCCUACUUGGAGAAGAGAAUAAAGGCUUCUAUCACCUCAUGCAAGAACUUCCACAGGAAAGGCUAGUGAUUGCUGAAAUGGGACUUUCAGCCAGUGAAUUCAUGUUCGAAGAAACCAGGAAUUACGUUAGACAAAGAAAAGCUUUUGGGAAAACAGUUGCACAUCUACAGACAGUGCAGCAUAAGCUGGCAGAAUUAAAAACACACAUUUGUGUAACCAGAGCUUUUGUGGACAGCUGUCUCCAGCUGCAUGAAAAGAAACGUCUGGACUCUGCCACUGCUGCCAUGGCGAAAUAUUGGGCAAGUGAGUUACAAAACACUGUAGCUUAUGACUGUGUCCAGCUCCAUGGAGCCUGGGGAUACAUGUGGGAGUACCCGAUUACAAAAGCUUUUGUGGAUGCCCGCGCUCAGCCAAUCUAUGGUGGUACCAAUGAAAUAAUGAAGGAGCUGAUUGCAAGAGAGAUCAUCCGUGACAAGUAGACAUCUGCCCACAUCCUGGAAUCCUAUUACAACUAAUCUGCUUUUAAAUCUACUCAAGAUAAAAUGCAACCUGGAAAGGGAGGAAAUGCUAAACAUGUUUUUAUAUGUUCUCUCUGUUGAAAGAGAAAUCAAAUAUGAGAUUAGUACAAUGAUAGGAGAAAUCUUUGAAUUCAAAGAUUCUAAAAUUGUCCAGUAUAGUCUUAACUUUUAAUUUUUAUAUAGCUAAAAGGCAAAGAUUUUCUGAUUCUAGAAACCUUGGUGUUUGGUUUUUCCCUAAAAUUCUAAAAUAAAUAAAUAAAAAAUAAUUGCUUUCAAAUGGAGACAGCAAUAGUUUUGUUAUUAUACUAGAAAAACAUUAAUAGCAGUUAGAGAUCAUUGACUUUGAAAGGGAAAAAUAAAUAUAAUAUACAAUGCAAAUGUUUUCUACCACCCUCCCCUAAACCUAUUUCUAAGCAGUGGAAUCAUUUCUUCAAACAAAAGCUUAUGAAGAGUCUCUAUGAAACGGUGAUGAGUGCUUUUAGUGGAAGCAGGAAGCCCUCUUGCCUUAUUGCCUUGGAUCCACUAUGACUCAAACUGAGCAUUCAUUUGCCCAACUCCAGCUAGAGAAUAUGGUGGCUUAUCAGGUGCCUGGGUGCCUUAGUUGGUUAAGCGUCUGACUCUUGGUUUCUGGGGCUCAGGUCUUGAGUUCGAGUCCCACUUCAGACUAUGCUGACAGCACAGAGCCUGCUUGGGAUUUCUCUUUCCCUCUCUCUCUGCCCCUCCCCAGCUUGCUCUCUCUUGUGCUCUCUC
Neofelis nebulosa (Clouded leopard) is the source of this 2234-nucleotide messenger RNA. RefSeq names its product acyl-CoA dehydrogenase long chain (gene ACADL). The coding region runs from base 153 to 1445 and encodes 430 amino acids. NCBI's taxonomy places the organism in Eukaryota, Metazoa, Chordata, Mammalia, Carnivora, Felidae. The transcript is spliced from 11 exons. Gene Ontology annotation, cellular component: mitochondrion. The record is from RefSeq and is a predicted model, not a curated record. Gene Ontology annotation, molecular function: flavin adenine dinucleotide binding; long-chain fatty acyl-CoA dehydrogenase activity. Gene Ontology annotation, biological process: carnitine metabolic process, CoA-linked; fatty acid beta-oxidation using acyl-CoA dehydrogenase; long-chain fatty acid catabolic process.